Mercenaria mercenaria is the source of this 8019-nucleotide messenger RNA. Its product is annotated as G-protein coupled receptor GRL101-like. The transcript is spliced from 10 exons. Gene Ontology annotation, biological process: G protein-coupled receptor signaling pathway. Gene Ontology annotation, cellular component: membrane. The record is from RefSeq and is a predicted model, not a curated record. Gene Ontology annotation, molecular function: G protein-coupled receptor activity; protein binding; protein-hormone receptor activity. Lineage: Eukaryota; Metazoa; Mollusca; Bivalvia; Venerida; Veneridae. Bases 916 to 3963 code for a protein of 1015 amino acids.
CAACUUGUCAAAACAUAUUUCUCCCUUUAUGUUCAAACUACUUGAGCAGUGAUCUUUCUUACAUGGCAUACUCAAUUCUUUAAGACUUUUCCACAUGGAUCUGAAUGAUAACUUUCUAAUGAUGACUUGAACAAUAAUUCUUUUAGCAUUCAAAAUAACAAUAUUAGCCUUAUUUUUCAUGGACCUAAAGGGUUUUAAGUUUGCUUCAGAUUUAUCUCGCUUUCUUUAUCUCUUGUCUUUUAUACAUUACAGGUCUUCUGAAUCUGCUCAUUCUUCAUUUCUUUUCUUAAUACGUAUAGACAUAACAGGAGCAAUGGUAUCUAAUGUAGACAGUAAAAUAAAUUUAAAAGUAUGUCAAGCUGUAUUUACAUUCAUCACUUCAUAACUCUUAGGAAGGACCUGUCUGCUCCCAAAACUGCAGAAAGCUAAUUCUUCAAGAAACGUACAGUGACAGUGUUAUGUUUACCAAUGGAGUCACGUAACAAUGUCCUGGUACAAAAAAGUCAUCAUGUGAUCAAUAAUGCAAGAGAAAGUUACACCACUCUUUUAAAUUUAAUGUGGAUCAGAUUCUAGAAUCAAAUCAAUAGUUGAUGAAGAUGAAGUUGAUUUUCUGGUGAAGUCGUUUAGCACGUGUACAAAACAUGUCACAGAGAGUUUUCAAUUCCUCGAUUUAUGAACAUUUGCUGGCAGACUCAGUUAUAUCGUAUCAUUUUUCACAUCUUUGAUGCCUCACACCGAGGGUGCCAGACUGCCGAGGGGGCAUUUCGAAGGAAAAUAUGUACGCAUAUAUAUUUUGAUUUUAAAUGUAAUAUUCAUUUUUAAUAUAAGUAAGGAUAAAAAUAUAUUUACAGGUCUAAUUAUGAAAAAUAUAUCAGCGUAGAAAAAUGUACAAGUGCGGAGAAUAACAGUUGGGCAAUGUCUUUCGAAAACACUAUUCCAAAAACGUCAGGAUUUUCUUACUACCAAAUUCCUGGCUCCCGCAGUGUUAGAUUAAAUCUUGAUUUUCGGGAAUAUAACCAAAUAGUUGCAGGGCCGGCCACAUGUAUACAAGAUUAUCAAGCUGAUGACAAUGACUUUGUUUGUGAUAUCAAUGGUAAACACAUUCCCGCCUAUCUACGAUGCAUGUAUGACAUUGACGAGACUGGUUUUCCUGUCGGCUGCAGAGAUGGGAGUCAUUUAGACAAUUGUGACAAAUUUGAAUGUCCUCGAAAUACAGUAAAAUGCCCCGACAGUUACUGUAUUCCACAACGAUUUCUUUGUGACGGGCUGUUACAGUGUCAAGGUGGGGAAGAUGAGGAAAGCUGUGGCUGCAGUCCGUCUAAUAAUGAAAUAAUCAUCAUUCAUGACGAAGAAAGUUCAAAUGGCCCGCCGAUAGCUCAGUUUGCUAGACAGUUCAGCACACAUAAAAACAUCGUACGGAUACUGGGUUACAAAGCAUCGAGACCUUUACAAGAGUUCGGUAUCAGCAAAAUUUUCCUUGAAAUACGCGACAAAGAAAUUAACCAUGCACCAGACAUUGAAACAUCGUUUGAAUGUCGUUACAAAAUCAUGGCAAGGGAACUGUUAGAAUCUAUUCAUUUUACAAAUGAUGAAAUCAAAGGGAUAGUUAUUAUUCAAAGUAGUGAAAUAUCAAAAGAGGUCAUCAAUGAAAUGUUAGAAAAAGUAUUUUUCUCGAAACCUGACUUUAGAAUUUACAAAGUAACUGAGAAUUUCAAUACGUCAUACGCUUCCAAAGUCAACGUGCCUAUAUCGAAUGUUUUUGACGUACGAGUAAAAAGAUGGCGAGUUCUGGCGGGAAUAGGUGCAGAGUAUUUUAGCGAGAUAUGCAAAGUAUCCACGAAAGUACAUUGUCCAGACGGAUAUAAGUGCGCUUCGAGUAAAACGUGUAUACCAACAGAGCAAGUAUGUGAUGGAUUCAAAAACUGUUUACAUGGAGACGAUGAAGUUAUCUGUAACUUUCAAUGUCCAUACAAAUGUAAAUGCGUUGGAUUUAUUUCAAACUGUAGUGCUACAGACUUCAAUAUAACGAAGUUGAAUACAGUCCCAAAGAAUACACGUUCUCUUGAUUUCAGUUUAAACAAAAAGCUCAGUCCAGUCUUAGAGGAAUCAAUGCUUAAUAUUCGGGCAUUAUCAGUCUUGAGUCUUUCAGGUUGUAACAUAGAACGGUUAUCCCGCUAUGCAUUCGAGAGAAUCAAGAACUUGCUGUCUCUAGAUUUAAGUUUUAACAAUAUAACCACAAUCUCAAGUUAUGUCUUUAACAGCCUGAAACAUCUUACAGUCCUUAAUCUUCGGGGUAAUUUUCAGCUAUCAGUAAUUGAAAUAUAUGCUUUUGCCGGUCUGAGCCUUAUUCAAAACUUGGACUUGGCAAACGCUAAACUGGUAAAAGUUCGAGCAGACACAUUUUCUGGGCUGACACUAAAAAAACUAGAUUUGUCAAAUAACAAACUUGAGGAAUUAGAAGACUUUACAUUUCGUGACUCAUCAAUCGAAGACAUCAGUUUCAAAGAAAAUGGUAUCAAAAACUUCAAUAGAGAAAUAUUUACUGGAUUAAUCGGUUUGAAGAAGCUGGUAACACCUGCUUUUAAGUUCUGCUGCAUUCGACCUAAUUAUGUUCAGGAAGGAGAUUGCUACCCACAAAAAGAUGAAUUUUCAUCUUGCGACGAUCUUAUGAGACAUUCUGUUUUGCAGUUUUUGAUAUGGUUAAUUGGAAUAACAGCGUUUUUUGGAAACUUCUUCACGGUUAUUUAUAGAGUGAAAUACGACAGGAAAAGGUUGAAACUAGGUUUUGGUAUAUUUGUCACAAAUUUAGCAGUGGCGGAUUUUCUGAUGGCUAUAUACCUCAUUAUCAUAGCCGUAGCUGAUUCUGCAUUUAGGAAAAGAUAUAUCUUCGUCGACGACUACUGGAGACACAGUGUAUGGUGUAACCUUGCUGGGAUACUGUCUACUAUUUCUUCGGAAGCCAGCGUUCUUUUUCUGUGUCUCAUAACCUUGGACAGGCUACUUGUCAUCAAGUUUCCCUUUGGUGGUGCUAAAAUGUCCCCAGACAAGGCUGUCACUUGUGUUAUUUCCACAUGGUUGUUUUCUACUAGUGUCGCCAUAUUUCCUGUUGCAUACGAGGGGUAUUUCAAAAACGAAUUCUACUCAAAAUCAGGAGUUUGUAUCGCUCUGCCGUUAACAGGAGAUCGUCCGUCUGGUUGGGCUUAUUCUCUUACAAUCUUUGUUUGCCUGAAUUUCGUCACAUUUCUAUUGGUUGCAGUUGGGCAAUUGUCUAUUUUUAUUGAGAUACGCAAAUCUGCCGGAAUUGCCACUUCUGUAGAAUCUGCAAGAAAGAGGGAUUUGAAAGUUGCAAGAAACCUAUUGCUAGUGGUAGCAACCGACUUUUUGUGCUGGUUCCCUAUUGGAGUUCUUGGAAUGCUUGCGCUGACCGGUUACGUGAUUUCCGGCGAGGUUUACGCUUGGGCGGCGGUCUUUAUACUGCCUGUCAACUCGGCUCUUAAUCCAAUUUUGUACACUUUGAGUGCAAUUAUAGGAAAAAAGAGUUUCAAUCCUAGUACUGACGAACAGUCACUCACGAAGAUAAGUAAAGAAAUCGGCGAAAAUGCGAUAAGAUGUUUCACCGCAAGCCGUCGACUAACUGCGAAGAAAACACUCCCGAGGUUUCAAGCCAUAAAUGAACUUGCCGAAGAAGAUGUGCAUAUAACUGUAGAUGUCAUUCUAGCAGUUGCUGCAAAACUUGCCCAAACUCUAGACGCGACUCAUUCUAAUUCUUUGGGAAUUAAAUGUCUGGACGUGACAACAGUCAUCGUUGGCAUUGCCAAUAAGAAGCUUACAGGAGCGGUGAAAAUUAAAGGUGAGCUGUUUAUUUCUUACAAACCGGAAGAUAAAACAAAUGAUAUCAACCAGCUAGGAGUACUGUUGAGGAGCAUUCUUGCUGCGAGAGAAAGGAAACGUUUAUCAAAAUAGGUGGAUUUAACACAUGGACAUGUCAAUUCGAAGGAUCAAUAUUGACUACGAACACAUGUUUUUGCUAAAUAGAACUGAAAUUGAACUGAAUCAAAAGAAGAUCAUUUCAUCUGUUAAGCUUAGUUUUAUAAGACGUCUAUUCCUUUAAGCUGUUGUCUAUCUAUGUUAAUCAAGAAACAAUUAAGCGUCAGCUCGUGGAAACACAAAAAUAUCUAUGUUCACCUUUUUAUCGACAAUUUUAAGUACUGACCCAUACAAUAGCUAGGUUUAAAAUGUAUACAGACUAUACGAAACGAUAAUUAAAUUAUUGUUUUGUUAUUUAAAAGUUAAUGUUUUGUUUUUGUUUUUAUAAUUAUCAAUGAGUUGCUUUUAAAUGCGUAUUUUACUUAUAGACAUUGUCUUUUUGUAAUAAGUGUAUUUUAUCCAUUCCUGAUAUAGUUUUGUUUCACUUGUUAAAGGCAUUGUUCAUGAAACAUUAAAUAAAGAAUGUGCUAUUUAACUUUAUAAUGUCUUUUAUAGUUUUAGAUUUUUGUAUUUAUUUGUUUUAUCAUUGUUACUUUUAAUCUGUUAAGCUUAAUUAUAAAUAUUAAUCUAUUGUCUAGAAAUGUGUAAAGCAGUAAUUCUGCGUGUUAUUUCUAACAACUAAACAAUAUAGCCAAUGCAAAAUAUUGAGCCAUACAAAAAUCAUUAAAUAUUUUAUUUUGCAUAGCUUGGAUUACAAUCAAUACAAACAGCUGUAGUUGCACAAAACGGUAUGCAGUAGUGCAAUAUAAAAAAAACGUUUUGCUUAAAAAAGUCAUAUACAACAAAAAACACCUUACGUGAUUAAUUCUUAAAGUAAUUAAAACAAUGUUUGUUGUCGUUGGUUUAUCUAAUGAAAACCUGAAUGCACCAGUUAUGUUUAGCAUUAGUUUUUGUUUCUGUUUUAACUGCAUUAUCUUUAUUUCUUGUCUGACUAUAUUCCUUAAAAGGGUUACUAUAGAUGGCAAAGUCGUUUAUACGUGAUAUCAACGUUUAUCGUUAUGUGCUAAUUCUGUAUGUAUUAGCCGGGCUGCCGCUUCCUUUGAGUAAUUUCAAGGCCGCAUUUAUAAUCGACCACACUUCUUUUCACCGGCUUAAUUGGAACUUGAACGGACUCCCUGAUUCAAAAGGUAUCAAAAAUGAUGCAUGAAAAAUAUACCGGCAGCGUAAGGCCUAAGGUUAGUUUUUAACUUUAAUCUUUAAGAUUUUGCAAAGGUUGUGCAAGUAGACUGUAAUUCUAAAUAAAGUUUGCAUUAAUAAAACAUGUACUAGUAUCCAAAAUUAUCAAUACGUGUUUUUUUAUCAUCAAGUGUUGAAUUAAUGCGAAAUAAUUAGUACUAUAGCAACAUUGUGAAAGCUCUCUUUGUAUAAAAUAAAGUCCUAUGCCUAAUUUUCAUUGUCGUGUAAACACUGAUAUGACUAUCGUAUAUCUUAUUUUAGGAGUAUCAUCCAAAUUCUCAUAAUUAUUCUGUUUAUAUCAUUGUUCUGUACAAUACUGUGAUAUAUCUGGACGAGUACCCUUUCGAAAAUAUGCAAGACUAAUGUUUUUUUCGGAUGGGUACGAGUCAAAAUAUAUCCCGUAUUAUAAAGGGAAAUGUUUCUUUUUAUUGCUUUAAUUUAUUUAUGUUUUAUCUUAUAUAAUGCUAUUUUUCUCAGUAAAAAUGAAAACAAUCAGAUGGACGUGAUUCCAUCUUUAAAACGUAUACCGAAACAUCGUAUCAAGCGUUUAUUGAUGUUUCAUCUUAACUUAAUGGAUCAGAUUUAUUCAUUUCCUUGUUCAAAGUACUAAAUCAAAUUGUCUGUCUAUUGAAAAUCUUUGAGGAAAAUUUUGUACAAUUAGUCAUGAAUCGUGUCAGGUUUAUUGCAUAAUAAAACUGUUAUGGUCAUGUUCCUCUAGGAGUAUGUAAAUUUUACAAUGUAAAAUGAAAUAUAAUAAUAGACAUAAAAAUUUUUGGUUAUUUCUCAGAAUCAGAAUUCAUGUUAAAAAUUAGAGUUUUACAGGCAAAAAUAUAUCGAAACUAUCGCAAAUCCCCCUAUACAAAAAAGCUCUUUCUUGACCUUUGACGAAGUUCUAAUUUUAAAAGAUCCCUAAAAUGGGUUUACGAAAUGUGAACUUAAGAACGCGACAUCCUACUGAAGUGUUUCCGAUUGUCGUAAAAGUAGCAUCGAGUGUUGGCUUCCUGUACGAAAUAUUACAGCUGUAAAAUACCUGUAUUUUUGUUCAAAAUAACAGCCAUGCUUAUUCCAAAUUUACACCUGUAGAUUGUAUAUAACAAUAUUGAUUUUACAGCUGUAGAUUUCAAUUUACAGCUGUCAAACGACUGUAAAACAGUUCGAAAUAUUCAAAUGAGCUACACCUGUAAAAAAAGUUACAGCUGUAAAAAUGCCCAAAAGUUACAGCUGUAGAAAUAUUAUAGAUAUUGAAAAAGAGGGCAUUAUUUUAAGGGACGAAAGUAGAGGUGAAACAGUUUUAGGAUGAAUUGCAGUUCUUAGAUAAGGUAGCAAUUACUAUGAAAAUGGCAAAAUAAAUGAUCUAGUACUAAAGUAUCUGUGAUAUGAUUACAGUACAGCAACAGCAAAAUUCAAGAAUAGGAUACAAAGAAGAACAUAUGCAGAUCUUGUUUAUAAAACUUUCUUUGUUAGUCAUGAAAACAUAUGACAAUCUUGUAAUUAUUUCUUUUAAACUUAUCAGCUUCCAGUAUAGAGUAAAUAGUUAAUGUAUGUACUAAUACAUGUCCUUUUACAACUAUAAAUGAUAAUUAAACAUCUGUACUUACUCUAUACCGCUUUAAAUUCCAAAAUUUUACAAGAUGUGAUGUCUGUGUGAAUUUCAGUUAUAUCCCGCCAAAAUGCAUUAAAGAUGGCUGACAAUACUCAUGUUUCCCUCCAAAAAUGUUACAGCUGUAAUUUUGAGACAUGACUAUUUUACAGCUGUAACUUUCAACAGUAAAAUUUUUACAGCUGUAAAUUGAGACCUUCAUAUUUUACACCUGAAAAUUUUAACUGUAUUUCUGAUCAGUUUUCCACUUACAGGUCUUUUACAGUUGUAAUUUCAAAAUACAGGUCUUUUACAGACGUUUUACAGCUGUAAAACAGGCCCUUUUUUCGUACAGGUUGGAGCAUUAAAAAGUGUGCCUUCAGGAGUUAGUCCUUUUGCAAAUUCAUUGAUAUACAGACAAACCAUUUAUAUCGGUUCCAAUAUGUAUUGUAGUAUGUGCCAUACUUCUGUAACUUAUGUAAUACCUUAUUACAAGUUUUUUUUUUUUUCGUUUUUUUUUUCAUAUAUAUAUUUUAUUCGUAAAGCACACACUUAUAAGUUUGAUGCAUAUAUUACUAUGCCUGGCUUUGUUUGAUUCUUGAUAUUUUAAAGUUUUAGGGCAAGUUGUUUUCGGUACUAUUCUUUAAUUUUUAUUAUGUUUGUUUGUAUGAAUAUGUUAUUGUUUGUGUUCGUAAAAUAAUAAUGUGCUGCUUUUAAAUAAGUAGUAUAUUUUCUUAAUAGAUGUGGUCCAUUUGUUAUUUUUUACCUAUUUCAAAUACUUUUUUAUUUCUUUGGUUUAAGACAUUAUUUUAGAAAAAAAAUGUAUAUAGAAUGAAAGUUUUCUGUCUGGUAUAUCUUAUCGUCGUUUAUGUACACAAUAGCUGUGAAUUAUGUCCUAUAUUUUUGCCUUGAUAUUUAAGUUUCUUUUUACAUGUUUUUGUCAAUCUUAUUUUAAAAAUAUUAAAAUAAAAGACAGACGAUAUUCUACAGAACAGCUUUAGUGCAUGCUGUGUGUUAUUUUCUGAAGUAAGUAACAACAUUUUGAGAUAAGGUACCCCGUUCGCCCUAACUUAGAAUUGCUUACUCAUUCUUUUCAGAUACAUUACUCGACAUUUGGACCCCAAAAUGAAAACACAAUGAACGAAAUAGCUCUUUAAGUAAGAUAUAUAUAUUAUGACAUCUAGCUCUCAUUAAAUGUUAGGAAAUAGUUUAACAACAUCUUUGCCCGUUAUAUUUUUAUUUCCUUUCAACUGGCGAAUAAACGAUCAACAAAUGAA